GGAUUUUGUAUAGCUCGUAUUUGGGCUCGGACGCCGCUUUGGUUUUGCAUUGGCUGAUUGCAUCCCGCCUCCGCCUUAAACCCUAAACAAUGACCUCUCGCGCCGCCGCGGAGGCCGCCCUCCUCCUUCCGCUCCGCCUCCACUCUGCCCCGCUCCGCCUGCGCUUCUUCUGUACCUCCGCCUCCCGGCUCCGAUGGGCGUGUUCCGCGGCGGCGCUGCUUGCCGUCGUUUCGCUCGUCACCGCCAUCUGCGCUAUGCCCGACGCCGGCGCCGGCACCAACGUUGAAGCCGAUGCCGGCGCCUUGCGGUUGGAGAUUGAAGCGCUCAGGCUAAAGGUCGCGCGGCUGGAAUCUCUUCUAGAGGCAAAUUCGAAGGCAUUAGACAUUAAGGCUAGUAUCUUGGAGGAGGACAACAAACUCAAUGAAGCAAUGGAACGUGAAAUCCAGCUUUUAACGAAUGGACCAGACAGAACUAAGGUGCGGCAACUUCAGCACGAGAUCAUUAAGAUAAACAGCAAUUCUUACACCGUUGAAUCAUUAGCACAUGAUACUGAGAAAAGGGUGGAAGCUUUGAGCUUGGAGGUAAAAAAGAUAGAGGAUAUGACUGCAGAACAAUGGAUCCAAAUUCGACAACUUGAACAAGCAUUUGUGUUAACCAAGAUGAUGACGUCAAAAGUUCAUGAGAGAAGUAGGCCAUCAGAUACAGUUUAUAAGUGGCCUGGAAAAGAAAUAAUUGUUAAGUAUGUCAGGAAUAUCAAGCUUGAUGGUAUUUAUAUUAGAGGGGCGUCAUACGUGAGGUCCUGUUUUUCACAUACAUAUAAACAGUCCAGAAGUUUUGUACAAGCAAUAAGCAGAUGCUACCAUGAGACUUCUCGGUUCCGCAAAGCAAUUCGUCACAGGUAUACAUCUGAUAUUAACAAGCCUGAUGUGUUCUUUUUGGGUGGUACCAUUUCAAGAUCAAACAUUUCUCUUCCAUAUAACCAAUUCAAGAUUUUCAUCUCAUUGGCACGGAAGUUUCAUUACAAGGCCCAAGGUUUUAUACGUGAUGUGAUGGAAUCCAACAAAUAUAGUUGUGGUUUGUCGAACGAGCCAGUUACAUUUAUCUUGGCAUAUCUUGUUGUCAUUUCUCCAUUGUGGAUCGCUUGGUUCCUUUAUUCAACAUGGUUCAGCUCAAGGAAGUGACAACUUGUUGGAAAACAGGAACGUUGCAGUCAUGGGUUCUUUUUUCUUCUUUUUUAGGUUCAAAAGGUAUACACGUGUGACGGAAGACAAAUAUGUGGAAAAUUUGCAAUCACCAGGACUUCUAAGAAAUAUAACUGUUAUAUAUAUAGAACUAACUUAUCGUAUAUAAGUGUAUUAUGGACUAGGGGUGGGCAAAACACAUGUCCAAUCGCUGACCCCGAAUUAUUACGCCAACCUGGACUUAAAAUACCUGGAUAAUUUUGGAUAUUAACUAUAAAAAACUGAAUUUAAUUUGGUUGUA
Messenger RNA from Zea mays, 1482 nucleotides. RefSeq lists its product as uncharacterized. The coding region runs from base 90 to 1181 and encodes 363 amino acids. The record is from RefSeq and is a predicted model, not a curated record. The transcript has 9 exons. NCBI's taxonomy places the organism in Eukaryota, Viridiplantae, Streptophyta, Magnoliopsida, Poales, Poaceae.